AUGUCUUACCAGCAGCAGCAGUGCAAGCAGCCCUGCCAACCACCUCCUGUGGUGUGCACACCUAAGUGCCCUGAGCCAUGUCCACCUCCAAAGUGCCCUGAGCCAUGCCCACCCCCAAAGUGCCCUGAGCCAUGCCCACGCCCAAUGUGCCCACCUCAGCCAUGUCAGCAGAAAUGCCCUCCUACACAGAUAUACCAACCCUGCCAGCAGAAGUGUCCUCCUAAGAGCAAGUAA
Loxodonta africana (African savanna elephant) is the source of this 234-nucleotide messenger RNA. RefSeq names its product small proline-rich protein 2E-like. The transcript has a single exon. Gene Ontology annotation, cellular component: cornified envelope. Lineage: Eukaryota; Metazoa; Chordata; Mammalia; Proboscidea; Elephantidae. The record is from RefSeq and is a predicted model, not a curated record. Bases 1 to 234 code for a protein of 77 amino acids.